Messenger RNA from Sordaria macrospora k-hell, 2304 nucleotides. RefSeq lists its product as uncharacterized. The record is from RefSeq and is a predicted model, not a curated record. NCBI's taxonomy places the organism in Eukaryota, Fungi, Ascomycota, Sordariomycetes, Sordariales, Sordariaceae. Gene Ontology annotation, cellular component: fungal-type vacuole membrane; TORC1 complex.
AUGCCUAGGGAAAGGGAGAACAGCGAUACAUCGGGCGCCCCCGGCCAAUCAAAACGGCCGCCAUUGAACCACCACGACAGCGGCUCUUCCCAAGCCGGCGGCGAUCAAACAGGCAAUGGCAGUAGCACCCAUCACCACCGCCCAAAGGGGCCCAAGCACGUAGUCGGUGGCUCACGACUGCACGGAAAAGUCCCCUCCUCCAAAGGCCUACACAAACACCAUGGCUCGACCUCCAUGGUAAAGCUGAAUCGUGCCAACACCGCGAACAGCACCCGACAAGGAGGAUCACCUACAUCGCCUGAUCGGCCUCCUUUUCUUGCGCAUGGCCACCGCCGCUCAACGUCCCAGGACCUCAUGACCGUCACUUCCAACCUCAAGAACACUUCUGCGACAGCGCUGAAGCGCAAUCGAUCGAAUGCCGACGUAGCUGGAAUCGGAAAAGGCAAGGCCAAGUCUGCAUCCAAUCUGCUCAAGCGGUCCUCAUCCAACCCCGCCGUCCACAAGCUCAAGGGCGAACAGCGACAUAGCAAGGUCCACUUUAACAUAGGGGACGACGGUCAGGACGAAGAGGAGGAUCAGGACGAGUGGGUAGACGCCAGCACAUCAGCCUCUCCUUUGCUGUCGCGACGCGGGUCGACAAUCAACGGUGCCGAGACAUCAAACGAGAAUCACCUGCACCCAUUGGCUUCCGCGGUACUGCCCCUAGGGCAGGGCGAUAACUCGCGAGUAGCAACACAGGUCCAAUAUCAGUUCCCUUCACAGCAGCAGCGUGUCCAGCCCAGUAGUAAUACUGUUGCCCCUGUCAGCAGUAUCUCACAGCAACAGCAACAACAGCGUGAGCAACAGCGGCAGGAACAACAGCAGCAACAACAGCAGCAACAACAGCAGCAACAACAACAGGAGGAACUACAACAGCAGAAGCGGCAGGAACAGCAGCUACGACAGCAACAACAGCAGCAGGAACGGCAACAAGUACAAGAGCAACAGCAAAAGCAACAAGCGCAACAAGCACAACAACCGUACAAACCGCCUACCAACAAGAACAGCAGUAGUCAGACUAGCAUUGCGCUUAGUAUUGCGCAUAGCACUACCAGCCUGACACAUAGCCAGCUUCUUACGGAACGGAUUCUCAAGCGAGUACCAUCCAUGAUUUCGGCGCCCAAGAUGUCGACAGAAAGCGUACAGGUCCAGUUAAACGUCUCACGGCCGACGUCUCCUGCUUCGUCGAUCCGUGCCUCCCAAGUUCGCCCAGGAAGCAGUGGAAGGGAGGAGCUACUCACCUCGCGGUUCGUCGGAGGCGAUGUUGGAUCUACUGGCAAUCCCAGUAACACUGGCGAAUCCUUUCUUACUAGUAUCAAAGCCACGGCAGAGAACGGUACCUUGCGAUCAAUGGGGAGUCUUGAACAUGCUGGCCAUCAAGGUUCCAAACCCGGGGCGGACUCGGAUGACGAAGGCGCAUCAGCUACAGAGAUCAGGAGAAUUACGCGAAGACGAAACGGCACCCAAACUAGUGUCUCGAGCGGCGUAUAUGGCAUUCCCAAGGAUCUAAACAGGACCCAACAGAAACUCAACCUCCAGCGAGCUAGCUCAACCCUGGACCAGCCACAUGUCCCACCUCACCACCCAGCCCUCGGCGUCAUGGGCGGCAUGCCACUAACCCCCGGCCUCCCGCUCAACGGAAACGGGUACGACAACCGCGAUACUCGCCUCACCAAAGUCCUCGAGCGCACCGGCAUGGAGUACCUCGUCGUCCGCCGCUACCAAAACCCCGUAGCCCGCUCCAUAGCACGUAUAGCUCAGUACCAGGCUCUUCAAAACGGGUCUCUAAACAUGAACGGCGGCGGUGGCGGCGGGCGCUCUUCCCGACCAGGAACUUCCCACUCCAAGCGCGGCUCCGAACUAGGUCUAGGCUUAGGUGGCCGCCCCAGUUUCCUCCGCGAUGGCAGAGAGGGACCAAGAGACUCCUUCCUCGCUCAGGCAACCAUCAACGCGAACCACCAGCACAGUCACAGCAACUCCAUGUCCGCCAUCCCCUCCAAGGCCGUCUCUGCUGCGGCCCGGUUUUCGGGAUUGGCUAGUGGGAUGGGGACCAGGGCUAAUAGUACCAGCUCUAGUCUUGAUGGUGAUGGAGACGGUGGGCCGGGACCGCAUGUGGGCAUGUUGAAUGGUGCCAAUGGUGCUCACGGGUCGAGUUCACGGCUGAGCGGAUCGAGUUUGGUGGACAGGAGCGAACAUGCGGAGACGCAGGCGAUUCUGAGGGCCUUGUGGGAUAAGAGUCUGGAUCUGAGCGCUAGCCAGGAAUAG